AUGGAAGCAGAAGUGGAAGUCAGAUUGCUGCCAAUAGACUUUCUCAAAGACACCCCGCUGGAAUGCUCUUACGAAGCACUGUCAUGGUGCUGGGGUACAUCAAAGCCCACAGGACGCAUCAUCAUCCGAGAAGCCAGAAAGGGCCGCAAGGACGACAUACGACUGGAAAAGAAAGUCACUCCUGACCUGGUUGCCGCGUUGAAAGCGCUGCGCCACCAGAAAACAGACCGCUUUCUAUGGAUCGACCAAAUCUGUAUUGACCAGGACAACCCACUUGAGAAGAAUCAUCAGGUUGAAGUCAUGUCUGACAUCUAUGGUCGAGCACGCAAAGUCUGCAUCUGGCUUGGAGAGGGUGAUCGCUCGAGCCGGAUGGCAUUGAAAUUCAUCCAAAACGAGGUCCUACAGCUGCAAAACUUCGAUGAACUGUGCGAGAGUGAGAAGGCGAGUGAGAAAUGGUCUGCAUUGCUAGACCUCAUGCAAAGACCGUGGUUCUCAAGACGCUGGGUCGUUCAGGAGAUCGCGCUUGCACACAGAACAGUAGUAUACUGCGGGUCUGAUAAGAUCUUAUGGAAGAAAUUUGCUGUGGCUGUUGAGCUCUUCGUCGAAGUAGAGACUGCCACUCAUCGACUUUCUGAGGUAAUGAAGAAGGACCGCCGCUUCUACCACGUCCCGGGCUGGUUUGAAUACGUCUCCGCUCUUGGUGCCAGUCUCCUAGUAGAAGCGACUGGAAAACUGUUCCGUAACUACAAGCCUAAUGGCCCAAUGGAAUCAGAGGAUGACUCGGAGAGUGAGGAUGAUCCUGAUGCGGAAGACACCGACGAAGAAGAAGAAGUGGCCUCUGAGGCCGACGCCGGCAGCGAUGAGACGGCCGUUGAGCGCAGUGUCGACCGAAAGAUCUUGAAAGGACGUUCUCCAGGCCAGCCGCUUCUGACGCUUGAGUACCUUGUGUCAAGUCUGUCUAUAUUUGAAGUGACGACUCCUCAUGAUGCCGUCUAUGCUCUACUUGCUAUCGCUCGAGACACCACUCCCUUUGCCGAUGACAAAGGCGGCUUUCAUCGGCAGCUAACAAGUACACAAGAAGUCUUUGAGGCCUUUACACAGAAGAAAAGAUACAAAGUGGACUACAAGCAGCCGUUCGCAGAUACAUGCAAAGACUUUGUCGCCUUCUGCAUUGAGGAGUCCAAGGAUUCUUCACGAGCCUUGGACAUCAUAUGCAGGCCUUGGGCACCAGACGUCGCUAGUCAUGAUACGAAACAGAAAGGAAGACACAAACGAAAAGUUCAUCGCAAUCAUGGACGUUCCCAAUCCAGAUUUAGUGAAUAUUCUGAAAGCAACACUACGUCAACUGCAGAUAAUAUAGGAGAUGCUGAGCCGACGUGGCCACACAUGAACCAACAGAUUUCAGAAGAUGUUGACCAAGACAUCCCAUUACCUUCAUGGAUACCAUCGUUGUCAGGCGCAGCUUACGCGAUGUACUCUCAAGCGGGUGUACAUACUCUCAAGAUGGGUCGCAAGAAUGCCGAUACACUCGUUGGGUUACCCCCUUCUAACCAAUCCCUGGAGAGAAACUAUAAUGCGGCCGAGACCAGAGGUAUUGAGCGUAAGUCACUACGGUUUGUCAAGCGACCUGCAACGGGGCAUUGGAGUAUGUACGUCAAGGGCUUCGUCUUAGACAAAGCCUAUGAAAUACAGCCUUCAUCUCAGGGCGGCGCAAUCCCAUACAGCUGGGCGAUAGCAGGUGGCUGGUCAGAAGUGCCAGAUUCAGAUCCUCCUGAUGCCUUCUGGCGCACCCUGGUCGCUGAUCGCGGGCGUGAUGGAAGAAAUCCGCCUGUAUAUUACUCUCGUGCAUGUAAAGAGUCGUUCCUCAAAGGUGGUUUGUCAAGUGGAUCAGUCAACAUGACAGAUCUGAUCAAUAACGAGAGGUUCGGCCUUACUGGGCAGAGUGUCGAACGCAAUGACCUCAUCUGCAUCCUUUAUGGAUGUAGCGUCCCUGUCGCUCUACGCCGAUUGCGGAAGAACAAGGAAGACGUCAUAGCAGAGAUGCAAGAUGAUCUUCUUAUCCUGCACAGAAGAAUUUGCGCCAAAUAUCGAAAAGUCAGGGACGGCCGAGCUUAUCGUAGACAAAUUGCAAAUCUUGAUCGCGCCCUAAACUACUUCUGGGAAGGAGAGAUGAAAAAACGGUGGUAUGAAGACCCUGAUGGGCGCAAGGCUUGGCUGAAGACCCGGAAAGCCCAGAAAAGAUCCAUCCGUCAUGUGUGUGGGAAUUUAUACAAUCUGCUUCACGAGCCAGAUGAAGAGAAUGAGGUACUUCUAGCUUCCACUAAUCUGGAAAACAUUGAACAGUUGUUGGAGAGGCGAGCGUAUGUACAAUGGAAAGCUCAGAAACGAAAAAGCGGAGAGCUGCCAGUGAAAUGGUUUCGUAGAGGAGACAAGAGAACGUUCGCACUCCGGCUAAAAUGGGGACGAGUUUGGAAAUUGAACGUGCAGAAGCAAAAGGCCAAAAGAAAGGCUUUGGAGGGGAUGAGUACACCGAAAAACAUCUACCAACGAGCGACAUCUUUCCUCGGAGAAUCUUUCCUUUCCGUCCUCAACCCUCGGCAAAUUCUCGAUUUGGUCAGUCUUUUGCGUAGCAAAGUGCUUGGUUUCACGCCAGCCGAAGAUUAUACCAACCCACAGAGUUCUCCUACUCGUCACCGUCAAGAUGGGCUUACCAAACUUCGAGAAAAGGACGACAGCUACAUCCUUCGGCAUAAAAAGCGAUACCUUGAGCCGUACGAGGGACGUGUAGAUGAUGAUGGAAAAGUCGUAUUGAGUGAACCUGACUGGGAUAGCACGGAAAAAGAUAGUCUGCAUCUGCAAGAGAAAUGGUGCUACUACAAAUUUCUGGGUGAAUGUUACAUACAUGGUAUGAUGGAUGGGGAAGCCAUGGCACACCAGAACGAAAACGGCAUCCCGGCACAAGUAUUUGAACUCCGGUGA
Molecule: messenger RNA, 2979 nt
Organism: Bacidia gigantensis
Lineage: Eukaryota; Fungi; Ascomycota; Lecanoromycetes; Lecanorales; Ramalinaceae
Exons: 3
Coding region: 1-2979 (992 amino acids)
Source: RefSeq, a predicted model, not a curated record